Pelagomonas calceolata is the source of this 1644-nucleotide messenger RNA. The record is from the annotation of a GenBank genome assembly. Lineage: Eukaryota; Pelagophyceae; Pelagomonadales; Pelagomonadaceae.
CCCCAAGCUCCAACGCCUGGUUUUGGCAAGCACGGCUGCUCUACGCCCGUGCUAGGAGCCUUUUCGACGACUACUUUUGCUGCGCGCACUGGCAGGACACAGUUUCGCCGCGUGAAAAGCAUUGGCAAGCCAAGCAGAGGACAAGCUCGCCGUACAGUGCUGCGUCGUGCGACAAUGGACCCGAGCGAGGAGGCGACAGGCUCGCUCGACGACGACGCGUCGUCGUCAGACGGCGCAUCAUCGGUAGACUACAUCUCCGAAGUGUCGGACGCGGAGUCGACGGCGUCCGAGGCCGUCGCCGCCGCGCUGGAAGACGUAAUUGAUGCCGUCGAACGCCGCGUCGACCGGCAGCGGCGGCGCGCGGCACUGCGGCGGUUCGUGAGACGAGUUCUACGGACGACCGUGCGCGCGGCGCUCUUUUCUAUACUCUGCCUCGCGGCCGCCGCGGCCGCCGCGGCUCUCGAAAGGGAGCGGGGCCGCUGGUUAACACGGUGUCCCCUUCACGCGCCGUGUGGCGACGAAACGUUUCCCUGCGUCGGCGCCAUCACAGAACCCUUCGCGAUACCCCGCGGAAGGGUAGGAGACGGCGUCGCGGAUUGUUGUGGUGGCUCCGACGAACCUCAUGGAGAUGUUAGUGUAUGUAUGAGAGACGCCCAGCAACAACUCGAAGAGGCACGACGAGAGAUGACGAGCAUGGAAUUGUCGAUGGCGGCGCGCCGCGUGCUCGCGGAGGAGGCCCCCUUCGCGGCGGCAAGAGCUGCUGUGGAAGAUGCGCAGUUACGGAGUGACGAGCUGCGCUUCAGCGAGUUGCAACCUAGAAGUUAUCACGAAGCGGCGCAACUGCAAGCGGUAAGACAGAAGAUCCAGCGGUUAAGGGUCCAGGCUGCGGGCGCGUACCAUCAAGAUCCGGACAUUUACGGGGACGACGGCGCCUGGCUCGGGCUUCGCGGUUCGUGCUUCGACUCUCCACCAUUAACGGAGAAGAGCGUGCUGGGGGGCACGUCGAACGUCGUCGCGCGCGCCUACGUGUUUCGGGUGUGUCCAUUCAAAAACGUGACGCAGCGCGAGGCGGACUACCUCGAGUGGAAGCGGGCGACGGCCCACGCCGAGGGCAAGAAGAUGAAACGCUCUGCUCCACCGGAGCCCGUCGUCCUGGGGGAAUUUCAAGUAUGGGCUGAUAGCGGCGAUGACCGCCACCCUUUAUAUUAUGCGCAAAAGCAGCUCGUCGUGGCCGAGGCGUCCGCUAAGGGCGCGCGCCAGAUCUAUGCGGGUGGGGAGCCCUGCGCUGGGGAUAGACAAAGAGUCGCGAUCGUGCGGCCCGUCUGCGCCGCGGAGACGAAGCUCGUCCGCGUCGACGAGGACGGCGUCUGCAAUUACCUGAUGGACCUCGAGACGCCGGCGGCGUGUCUGGGUGUGUCGUCGGCGCGAUUGCGCGAUCUAGAGCGGCGGCUGGCGUAUCCGGUCGCUUAUGCUACGAGGCGAAUGAUGGCGUCGGUCGGGCGGCGGCUCUGGCGCGAGAACAUGCUGCUGCUGUUGCGCGCGACGGGGCGGCGGCCGGUCGGCGAGUGGGUCCCGCGCGUCGAAGCGGUCCUCGCUCAUUGCCGGGCGCGGGCGGAGGCUUGGGUCGUUCGGAUGGUUAGUUAA